Trichogramma pretiosum is the source of this 8216-nucleotide messenger RNA. RefSeq names its product telomerase-binding protein EST1A (gene Smg6). Gene Ontology annotation, biological process: nuclear-transcribed mRNA catabolic process, nonsense-mediated decay. The record is from RefSeq and is a predicted model, not a curated record. Gene Ontology annotation, cellular component: telomerase holoenzyme complex. The coding region runs from base 721 to 5745 and encodes 1674 amino acids. The transcript has 28 exons. Lineage: Eukaryota; Metazoa; Arthropoda; Insecta; Hymenoptera; Trichogrammatidae. Gene Ontology annotation, molecular function: telomeric repeat DNA binding; protein binding; telomerase RNA binding.
AACUACCUGUGUGACACCUGUGUUGUGUUUUCAUAGCAAUCACAAAUUUCAAAAGUAUUAAAAAUUAAAUGAUUUUGUCUGCUGGUGGAUGAUUUUAAAAUUAAAGUAACGGAUUUUCAAAGAUUUUCAACAUUAAAACAAACAAAGAGAUAUAACCGAUACAAAAGGGUAAUGUAUUUCAAGUUUACAAUAGUAAUGUAUAAACACAAAUUGAGUUUAAUAAAAUUAGAACAAUCGAGUCAGGCCUUCAAUGUAUAGCGUAAAUUUUCUUUCAAUAAGCCGCGAGUGUGGCGCGAAACUAACGUUAUAGCGAGUUAGUUUCACUUGACGGUAGGAUCGCUGUUACGGCAUUUGACUUUUUUGCGAUUAAAUUGUUUAGACUUCUUCUGUAAUUUGCGUUUUGUUGUGUUAUAGUCUGCUCUCAGACGGUCAAGUGAAUUCCCCUAAUGCUGAGUAUUUGACUCAGUCAUUGGUUUCGGCAGACGAAGAUCGCGCUAAUCGAAGCGAAGAUCCACUCAACAGUCACGCAGUCACCCUCACCCCUCGAGAUCGAGCGCACUUACUACUAUACUUGGUUUAGACACGCGUGUGAUAGUGAACACAAACAGAAUUUUCAGCUAUCUAUAUUGUAUACAAGUAUCUGUAUACAAACUACAAAUAAAAUAUCUGUACAUCGUAUAUUGUUAAAAUAUAUAUUCCUUUGUGCGAUAAUAAUAUUGCAUGAAGCAGUACCGCAACAUGGCGAAUCAAGACAAAGGACGCAAAAAGUGGGGAAAUAAUCAACAAGAUCCCCCAAAUCAUUCAUCUGAUCAUAAGUUUGAAGAAGAUAGAUUUGGAGCUAUGCGUGGUGGAAGUGGCAGACCACCCUCUAGAGCACUCUAUAAGCCUGGCAGUGGUCCUUUGAGAAAAUCAGGUAAAGCAGAUGAUUAUGAAUCAGUCAACGACAUCCCAAACAGAUCAAGAAUGUCUUCUGGUCCAGACCAAUUAAAAUCUUCCCAUUAUGAUAUUCGUAGUAGACCUAAGACUGUGAGAAAACAACAGAUUGAUACUAUCAGUGAUGAAUUCAACAAUCUACAAGUUAAUUCAAAAAGACAAGUAGAUGAUAAUAAUUCAAGUGGUUUGUCAUAUUCUUCUAAACCAAAGCAUGUGUCAUUUAAUAAUGAUUCAAAAAGAAAAAAGAAACCAGAACAACCCUUAUAUAUAGCCAAAAAAGGGAAAGAAGCAAUGGCAGAUCAGGAUGUCUCUGUUAAUAAACACAAUCAUUCACAAUGGGAUAAAAAUAACGACAGGGUAGAAAACAGAGACUGGUUUACUUCCAAAAAUCGUUCUCAACACAAUGAAAGUUCAGUUCAUUCAAAUUCAUCUAGUAACCAUUGCAGUAAUGAUGAUUUUAGAGGUAAAAAUAAAGAAGAUCAUUUUAAACGUUUUCAUUUAGAUAGAAAAAAUCGUCAUUCAUCUGAUGUUCAUGAACAAAAAUCUAUGGAAUCAUCAAUGGCUAGUAGACAAUAUGGUAAUCGUUUUAGAGAUGAAGUUCAGAAUUCAGAUUCAACUCAUAUGCCAGCAAAAACUUCACAUGACUUGAAUCGAUCAAGAGAUACACACAGUGCUGAACCAUAUUCCUACAAACCACCAUCUGGUCGAGGAUCUAAGGAAAUCACAAUGCCAAAAAAUUUGAAUAUAGAUAUUUUACCUCCACGUUUACAAGCAAAAUACAUUAGAGAGCAUGGUCCUCAAUCAGUUAGUCAUCGCAAUAAUUCAAUUGCAAAUCAAGAAGAGCCUUGGGAUGGAAGUACAGUAACAUUCAAAGGUUCUUCUUCACAUCCAACUUCAACACCUCAUUCUGAAAAUUGGUCAAAUUCACAACCUAUACAUCCAGCUAGAGGAAGAGGAAGAGGUAGAUAUAAAUUAGGAGAGAUUAGCAAUCCUUUGUUACGACCUGGUACGCCGGAUCAGUCUUCCGGUCCAAGCUCGAGAUCUGAUACACCAAAUCAAGAAUAUACAAAUAGGUCGUAUGAUCGUAGAGGAAGUAGCAGUACAGUUUAUACCAGCACAGAAAAUCUGAAUCGUGAUAGUUCUUUAAUGCCUCCACCAUCUUCGCUACCUUGUUCAUAUCGAUCGAUUGGCAACAGAUGUCAAUCUCCAAACAGUAGUUUGAGACAAACAACGCCAUCAAGCAGCUUACCAAAUAAUACUCAUCAAACUUACAAAAUGAAUAACAACAAUAGUGAUUCUAAUUGGGCUCAAACAAAAGAAAUAGUACAAGAAUCUGUCGCAAAUCCAAAUAAAAAUGACUCCAGUAGUUUUGGACGUGAUGAUAAAUUAGAAAUUCUGGACUGGUAUGAAGAAGUUGAAUUAACUGAAAGAUUGGAAGCUGAAAAGAUGAGCAGAAGUUCUUCAGUAUUAAGUUUACAAGAAAAUAGUACCUCGCAUUUUUCUCAACCUUCGGGAAGUAGAAGUACCAGUAGAAGAAAAAGUGUAAAAAGAAAAAAUAAACGCUCCGGUCGAGAUAGAAGCCGAGAUGUAAUAGAGGACAUGACGACGGAACGUCAAAAUAACCAGCAAAAUAGAGAAAAUGACCAAUGUAAUAAUAAUAAGAAAAGUAGUACCUGCACAGGUAGUACUAUUUCGAAUAAUAAAAGAUUUGAUCGAAGACGUAAUAAUUCACAUCGCAGUCGAGAAAGCAGUAAAGAAAGAAACCAUCGUGGAGGGAAUCGAGGACCUGAUGAAUUCCAAAGAAAUAGAUCAUCUCAAUCUCAAAAUAUGGAAGAAAAUUGGCGAACUGCAAAGACGUCGAUAUGUGAAUCGGAUGAUGGUAGACGUACUCCUUUAUCAAGCUCUACAUCGAUAAGCAACUCUGGUUCAAGUUCACUUCAAUAUCAGUCUUCGCUACAGGGAACUUCGUCUUUCUCUAGACAGCAGCAGCCAAAAAGAACCUUGUUUGACCCAAAUAAUCCAACCAAACCUAUUGUCGUAACCUCUCCUGGAAGUAGAGCGGCUUCUCAACUAAGAGAAAAUGAUACUGCCAUCAAGACACCGAGUAUCUUAACAUCAAUACCUGGAACUCAGUCAAUGACUCAACAUGGUUUUCACAGUACAAUUGCAGAUAAACCACCUUUCAUACAAGUACCACCAACAGAUCAACUCAAUAACAUCAAGCCAUCGUGGUAUGAUCCGUGUUCUGAAAGUUUUCGAUCGUCUAGUCACCCGUACUUACUAUUGGACAUUGAGAGGGCAGAUCUAGAAUUACAAUUUCUGCUUAGUUCAGCUUCCUUACUAUCACAAUGGGACAGAAUUUCUACAAUUCGUAACUUUCAUCAAAAAAGUUUACAAACAUUGCUUAUGAAUGAUCUUAAGUUUUGUCAAACCGAAAAUAUUGAGCAACAUUUUUGGAAAAUCACGUAUUAUAAUAUCAUUGAAAUAUUGAGAAAAUCUGCGCCUAAAGAAAAUACCGAAUUGCAAGAACAACAUAAAAAGCUUGUACUACAAAUAGUUGAAGAAGGAACAGUAUACUUUACAAAUUUGCUCUCAUGCUUGGAAACUACUUAUGACUUUAAAAUCGAAUCAUAUUUAUCUUUAUCAACGUCCCCCAAUGGUCUUGGAGCAAUUGGAUUAGCAUUGAUCAGUGCCCAAAAAAUUUUCCUAUUUUUGGGUGAUUUAGCAAGAUAUAAAGAAUUGAUAAAUGAAACAACCAAUUAUGGAAAAUCACGGCAAUGGUACCUGAAAGCCCAGCAAAUAAAUCCAAAAAACGGCAGACCAUACAGUCAAUUGGCAUUACUAGCAACUUAUGCUCGGAGAAAAUUGGAUGCUGUAUAUUAUUACAUGAGAUCUCUAAUGGCCUCGAAUCCCUUUCCAUCAGCUCGCGAAAGUUUGAUAACCAUGUUUGAUGAGAAUAGGAAAAAGUAUCUACAUUAUUAUGAAUCUACCGAAAGGAAAAGAAGAGAGGAAAGAGAAUUAAAAGAAAGAUCUAGAAUGUUGGAAAAAGAAAGUUCAAACCAUAAGGGUCUUCGUAGAGAAAUAUGGUACCAUCCAGAUGGAAAACGAGUCAGACGUACUACCUCGACUGUAAGCGAAAUGAAAAAUGACGAUGAAAGUGAUUUGGAUACCCUGGAGCAAUUGAGCAGUUUAGAGCUGAACAAACGUUUUGUAACUUCUUACUUACAUGUCCAUGGUAAACUGAUAACAAGAGUUGGUUUGGAGACAUUUCAAGAAGCUGCUAUUCAGAUGUUACGAGAGUUUCGCUCUCUACUUCACCAUGUUCCUCUGCCUUUACCAAUUUCACGACUUUUGCAACUAUUAGCCCUGAAUAUGUUCGCUAUCGACUCAACUCAACUUAAAGAUACAGAAAUAGAAAAAAGUUAUCGAUCUGAAGUACAAGAACGUGCUCUGAUUAUGUCCUUACAAAUGUUCAGUCUCAUAUUGGAGCGGGGUAUUAAUUUGGUCAAAGCGCAAUUUGAAUCAAAGGAACGUCCAAGACUCAUAGUUACAGACGAUAUGCAAAUUUUGCUAGCUGCGAUCAAAGUUUGGUGUGAUUGGUUGUUGUGUCACAGUUCAGUAUGGAAUCCACCCCCUUCGUGUUCAGAUUAUCGAGUUGGGCCUCCAGGAGAAGCAUGGAGCCGUUUAGCGAUGUUGGUCAAUCUCUUUGAAAAAUUGGACUAUCCAAAGAAUAUAGUAAUAGAAGCACCUGAUGCUGAGAACCGUCUUGAUGAGGUCAAAUUGGUUAAACUGCCUGAAGAUACGACGCUAGCUGGAUUUACGCCACUAAUGUCCAUUCCUCAGUAUCCGUUUUAUGCCGACAAAAAAGAAGAUAUUGAAUUAGUACAAGUCUGCUCACGAAUAAAAAAAAUCUUGUUCUUCGGACAAGAAUUCCUCUGUGGUCUGGAGAUACCAGUGUUGAAGUUGCAAAAGAACGAACGAGGUGAAAGUGAGUACGUGUCUGUAGUGGAGACGUCCAGCAUCAGUUCCCCGGGCUCGCCGCAUGGUCAGAAUGAUACCGAUAUCUUGGUAGAAAGCUUCAGCGAAGAUGAAGACGAAGACGAUUCCUCGCUGAAAGUAUCGAAGCUGCCGGACAGCAGUGACGGUUUAACCGUUGCUGUUGGUGGAAAGCCAACGAAAGAUCAUCAAAGACAGCGAGUUCAGACUAUUUUGCAGACGUCGACACUAGCCGUUGAAAUGGAAAUAAGGCCCAAACACUUGGUUCCUGACACAAAUUGUUUCAUCGAUCACUUGCCUCAACUUCAAAUUUUAGCCAAAGCUACGUAUGGAUCAUUACCGCUUUUCACCUUGAUGGUUCCUAUAGUUGUUUUGAACGAGCUUGAAGGCUUGACAAAGGGCAUUGACAUGCAAAAUCACGCAACUUUGGCAAGGUUCGCCCAAAGUCCAGAACACAUAGCCAUGGUUGCCGCAAAUUCCCAUGCUGCUCUUACUUUUAUACGAAGCAAAAAUCCAGCGGUAAAGUGUGUGACUACACGAGGAACGAUACUUGCUUCUAGUUCAUUUACUGUUGAAGAGGAUGGUUGUCAGGAUACCGUAGCCAAAAACGAUGACAAAAUACUUAAUACGUGCCUAAGCUUGUGCAAAUCCAAUAAAGAUCAAAGCAAUGACACCGUCGGACUAGGUCAGACGCGCAAGUUGAAGCGCGACGUGGUACUGCUGACGGAGGACCGCAAUUUGAGGGUGAAAGCGAUUGCCCGAGACAUUCCUGUACGCGAGUUACUGGACUUCAUUAAGUGGGCUAGGCUCGCAUGAGCUGUUUUACUUGCAAACUACUCACCUUUAAUAUUUUUGUUGCUCUGUGACUUUGCCUGGAGAGAAAAAAAUACUGCUAAUGUGAUAAUGCAUGUUAACAGCGAAUUAAGAGCAAGUAUGAUAUAAGCCCAAUCAGAAAAAAGCCCUCGAAAUUAACUUAUUCCCGGACACAACGUCAUUGCAGCACCUUGUGAAACCCUCAGCCCCUUUUUAUAAUUAAUAGUUCAAAUAUUUAUCUACCUUCGUUUACUUCCGACACUAUCGCUUUCAACGAUCAUUUUAUGAUUUCGCAAAGCGGACGAACAAAUGUAUUGUGUAAAAGUGGUAGUGAACGGGAUGAGCGUUUAUGAGUUGUACAUAUUAUCACUUACCUGCCACGCCGCGAAUUUUAUUAGCUGUGUACAUUGAUGUAUCUAUAAAUAAUGCCGAUUCCUUUUCUAUUUAAGCAAAACGGUGAUAUUGCUGUAGUGCUUUACGCGUGUUUAAUCACGUUUUUAAAUGAUCAUAACAAUUAUAACACGUGCUACGUGAAUUUUUUAAUUUAUACUAGAGCUUUAUUAUAUGCAAGUUAAUUGCAUGAAUCAUGAAUUAGUCAAUUGUUCAGAAAAUAUUUCAAACAGUAUCGGAAAAAUCAUGUUGCGUACUCUUUGUGAUUGAGUUUAAAUUCUCAAUUUUUUUAAAGAUCAAUUUCAAAUUUCAGAACUGUCUUUAAAAUAUCGUAUGUUAGUCUGGGAGGCCGCUGAUCUCUAGUGGUGAACCAAUGUACAUAAAUGAAUUAAUAGUCUGUCAUAUAAUUGAUUCAUUAUAGUUACUUGAUUAAAUGUUGAAUUUCUAACUACUUGAAAGGAGUAUAUAAAUCAAACGGAAACUUUAGAUAAAAAUAUAAUUUACUCGGUACGAUCAACUCGUACAUUUAUAAUAUACAAGUAGAAUUAUAUGAAUUGGCGACACUUGAAAAAUCAAAUUGAAUUAAAAACAAAUCCAUUUAAUCUCAUUAUAUAAAGUGAAUAAUAGAAUUUAAACGUGGAAUAUUUAGUGAAAAAAAAAUUUACUGCCUUUUUUUUAGACUUGCAUUCAAAUCAUAAUAAUUCAUACGUACGGUUUACCUAUUUGAAAAUGAUUUUAUGAAAAGUUCACGUUUUCCAUAGUUAUUCCUAAAAUAUGAACAUACUAUUUAAAAACUUAGGUAAUAAUCAAAUGCAUUGUAAUAUUAGUAUUUUUUCACCGAGCUUAAAGCAAAUUAUAAUCGUAGGGAUAAGUACAAUCAUUUGUAUAAAAUCAUUUUACAAAGAUACAGUGGCAUUAUGUGAAUAUCAAGUUAUAGUCGUUAAAUAUUUAUUUAUCGUAUUAUAGACCGUCAAGUUUGUUUCCUGCAAACCAAACAUAAUCUUUACUUUUUUUCGUUUUCAAUAUUCCAAGGUACAUCCGAAUUUUUCAAAGGCAAUGUGCAAUUGAAAUGAGGCAUCUAAGGAACAUUUUACUUUUGAGGAUUUAGUGCAGGAAUGAAUAAUAUUCUAACAUAAAAUUAUUGUCCUUUUGAACUUUAUAUUUUCCGCUUUCAAUACUUGUACAAUUUGAUUCAAAUUAAUUUUCACUAAAUGUAUAACGAAUAAACCUUUGAUAUUCAAGGGUUUGAAGAAUUUUCAAAGUGUUGCUAAUUUUUUGAUCGGUUCAAAAUUAGAGUUACUUAAAAGUAGUUUCAAUCUGAAAGAUAUACCUCUAUCGAUAAAGUAUAUUAUUAAGUGAUUUAAAAAAUAAGAUAUAAUUUACCUUAAAAAUAUUAAAUUCACGCAAUAUUUUUUUGUAGCAUGUAAAUGCCUAAUACAUGAAUAGCCUGUAAAAACGAAAUUCAACGUUUUCAAAGCAUUACGAGUUGCUUUACACCAAUACUUAAGCCUUCUAAAGAGCAAAACACUUACUUUUUUUUAGUUAAUCUUGAUCCUGAUAAUUGUAAUCGUGUCGUGAAUGUUUAAACGCUAAUGAACUUUUGUAAUUUUUCGAUUUUUUAUACGUAGUUUAAUGAAUAAGAAAGUGAUAAGAGUACUUUUUGACCAUACGUAGGUAAAAUACUAUUUUCAAAAAGUGAUGUUGAUGUUGCAAAUCGUUAUAAAUCAGCGACGAACUGUACUAUUUUCGUUUAUAUUUAUUCGACUGUUAUAGAUAAUCAAAUUAGUAAUCAUGGAUUCGCGAUUCAACGAUCUGCGAAAAUGAUUUUUUAAAUCUUUCGACAAGUAGAGGGUUUAACAUGUACUAUAAAACAAACUAGUUGUAGUCGAUUAUAAAAUUUUAAAUGUAAAAAUAUUAUUAAAUAACUAUUUUCAAGUACGAAUCGAUUGGUAGCUUUUCUUAUUUUCAUUAAUUUUAUGUAUAAUCAAUAAAAAUGUAUACUGUUAAUUGUAAUUGACAUAAGACCAUAGUGAGUGCAUAAUUGAUAAAUUGAGUCAACAAAAUAAAAAAACGCACUUUCCCAA